Molecule: messenger RNA, 2705 nt
Organism: Xiphophorus maculatus (southern platyfish)
Lineage: Eukaryota; Metazoa; Chordata; Actinopteri; Cyprinodontiformes; Poeciliidae
Product: adapter molecule crk-like
Exons: 3
Coding region: 280-1140 (286 amino acids)
Molecular function (GO): protein binding
Source: RefSeq, a predicted model, not a curated record
UUCCCAUUGACCGGGCAUCCCUUUCCGGUAUAUGAGGUCAACCUUUCCCUCUAUCCGCCAUUACGGUCCCAGAGACUGCUGUCGCUCGGUAGUUUUCAGCAAUUCUGUGUUUUGAUCAGCGGAAACCGGCGGUUCUGUUUGGUUCCGAAGAACUUUAACCGCAGGAAGUCGAGGCUUUGCUGCGUUUGUUUAACAGCGCCGGCGUCGGGAAACAGAAGUUGUAUGAGUUACGGGGAAAACGGGGUUCUGUCCUGAAAGCUCGGACCGGACUCCGCUGCCAUGGCCGGUCAUUUUGACGCCGAGGACCGGGAUAGCUGGUACUGGGGCCGCCUGAGCCGCCAGGAAGCGGUAUCUCUGCUGCAGGGACAGAAGCACGGAGUCUUCCUGGUCCGGGACUCGUCCUCCAUCCCCGGAGACUACGUCCUCUCCGUGUCCGAGAACUCCAAAGUUUCCCACUACAUUAUCAACGACAUAAGCAACAGGAUGAGACCUGGAUCAGGUGUGGAGUCUAAUCGGUUCCAGAUCGGGGAGGAGUCGUUCUCGGAGUUGGCCGCUUUGCUGGAGUUCUACAAGCUCCACUACCUGGACACCACCACGCUGUGCGAGCCGGUUGAGAAGUCCAGGAGCGCCCCCGCCCCGCCCGCCGCCCCCCAGCAGCCCAAGGAGCAGGAGUUUGUCCGGGCGGUCUUCAACUUCCCCGGCAACGACGACGAGGACCUGCCGUUCAAGGUGGGAGACGUGCUGCGCGUCCUGGAGAAGCCCGAGGACCAGUGGUGGAGCGCCGCCAGCCAGGACGGACGCAUCGGGAUGAUCCCCGUCCCCUACGUGGAGAAGUACCGGCCCGGCUCGCCCAGCGACGGCGGGGCCCCCCAGGGGAACCUGCAGGGCGACCCCGGCCCGUACGCCCAGCCCAUGGUCAACGUCCAGCUGCCCAACCUGCAGGACGGCCCUGUGUACGCCCGCGCCGUCCAGAAGAGGGUCCCCAACGCCUACGACAAGACGGCGCUGGCCCUGGAGGUGGGGGACAUGGUGAAGGUGACGAAGAUCAACGUGAACGGCCAGUGGGAGGGCGAGUGCAACGGGAAGCACGGCCACUUCCCCUUCACCCACGUCCGGCUGCUGGACGACAGCGAGAGCUGAGCAGAACCGGGCUGACCGGCCGGGAGGAAGCUCGCCCACCGUCAGAUCUGGAUCGGGACCGUCCGGCAGGAGGCGAGUGGGCCGGCCUCCCUGUUAUCUUUGUGGUGGACAGGUUUGAGCCUGGGGUCAGACCGGGGUCGCCUGUUUUAUCCCCUUCAUCCCAGUUUCAGCUGCUGAGUGGAAAACCAGCUGCAUCUCGUUUUAUUUGAAUUAAUGGUGGGUUUUUUAUGAUUUUAAUAUUUAUUACCAUGGUGCAGAUAAUUCUGGAGUUUCGGAAGAGUAAAGGCGAUGUUUGUAAAAUGAACAUAUUAAUAUUAUGGGUGUCUUUUUGUACUUUAGAUUUUUUACUAUUAUUUUUGGACCAAACAUCUGCUCAGAAGCUUCCAGAAGUCGGGCUCUGGUUCUGUGGCGGCCAUCUUGAAACUAAAUACUUUAGUCUUAUUUUGGACAUUUUUCUGCUCUUCUUGACCACAGAAAUAUGGAAAAAAUAUUAAAGUGUUUAUUAAACUAAAUUUAUCACAUUUAACAACAGGGGUUAAAGGUCAUGGUGUUCUGGUUUCUGUGGUGGAAGGGAACCCUCAGAGGUUUUCCUGGUUUGUGAUAAAACGGUGCGAUGCAUCAGUAAGAGGAUCGUCCCGCAUCAUGACGCCUCCACCGCCGUGCCUUGGUUCUGCUGGUCUCGGAUGGAGCGGAUCGGUGUCUCGGUUUGAAUCGGGAUCACCCACAGUGAGACGGUUUAAAAAUGUGAACUUUCUCCCAGUUUUUGUUUAUGUUCUUUAACUUCCUGUGAAGCGUGUGGACGUCCUGCUGACCUGAGGAUGAAACUGAUCUGAAGCCAGAGGAGGGUCAGUUUCUGGGUUUUUGUUUAUCUAAGCAAGCAGUUCAAAAAAACAAAACAUCCACAAAUUAACACAUUUUAAAUUAUUAAACUUUCAAGUCAGGAUUUCUUUUAACAGUCAUUCCUGUAUUGUAGAUUUGUAGUACAAUAACCCCUAACAUUCAAACAAACUGUUAUUUUAUUGUUUGAAUUUUGAUCUUUUCCCUGGUAAUAAAAAAAUAUUAGUUUUUUUACUUUAUUGUUUUUAUUCUUUAAGCAGAAGAACAUAAUUUUAUGACUUGAAAAGCUUUUGUAACAAACAUCCAUGUUUUAUUGGGAUACAGAUCAAACUUCCUGGUGUUGAUAGUACUUGUUAGUUGUUCUCUCCCUGACGCUGGAUUAAUCCCUGAACUCCUGAAUCCACAGAUGCAGCCACAGGGUUUCUCCGUCUGCCUUAAAAAUAUCCAGUGAGUUUUGUUGGGAAUAUUUCUCCUGACCUCAGUUUUAUAUGAACCUGUUUUUUUUAUUGCGUUUUAUAUAUUAAGAACACCAACUCUGUAUUGAUGGAUUUCUUCCCCUGUCUUGAGUUUACAGUCUUUUACUCUCCAGUUUCUUUUGUUAAGUCUUAGAGCAAAAUGUAAAAAGAGCUAUUUUGUACACUAUGAUAAAACUGUUUUAUUACAAUGAAAACCACAGCCAGUCUGCACAACACUGCAUAUACUGCAUUAAUAAAUAAAUAUAUGAAAUA